This is a messenger RNA of Echinococcus granulosus, 750 nucleotides long. RefSeq names its product LIM/homeobox protein Awh. Gene Ontology annotation, biological process: regulation of transcription by RNA polymerase II; neuron differentiation. Gene Ontology annotation, cellular component: nucleus. Lineage: Eukaryota; Metazoa; Platyhelminthes; Cestoda; Cyclophyllidea; Taeniidae. Gene Ontology annotation, molecular function: RNA polymerase II transcription regulatory region sequence-specific DNA binding; DNA-binding transcription factor activity, RNA polymerase II-specific. The record is from RefSeq and is a predicted model, not a curated record. The transcript has 3 exons. Bases 1 to 750 code for a protein of 249 amino acids.
AUGUAUCAUCUUCCAGCAGUCUUCACUCGCAGAUGCUUCGGAUGUAAAAAGCCAAUUGAAGCCUCAGGAGCAGGCGAGGCACAAUGCUACCAUCUGCAAACUAACGACGGUCGCGCUUGGCAUGCUGAGUGUCUGAACUGCUCGUGGUGCAAGUGUCCUCUUUUCAACACCAAAAGUGGACUUUCUUCUCGGUGUUACACCAGAGGUGGCCAGGUUUAUUGUCCUACUGAUUAUUUUCGGUUUUCGCCAUUGAUGAAUGAAAUCAAAACAAUACCAAAAUGUCUGAGCUGUCAACAGCCAAUCAAAACUGGAGAACAAGUGAUUCACAGUCCUCUUCACACCUUCCAUAUUCACUGUUUCUCUUGCGACGUUUGUGGAAAAGAUCUUCUUCCAGGCCAGCCCUACACCCUCCAUGCAAACUAUCCUGUUUGUCUGGAGGAUGAUCUUCGAAUAAGACGAGCCAAUCAAAUGGAACCGUGCCUUCAGCUCCCCUAUUCUCCUUCACAGGCUUUCAUUAGACGGAAACGUGUUCGCACCUCGUUCAACGAACAACAGCAGCACUCUAUGCAAGCAUUCUUCGCACAGAACCAGAACCCCAAUGCUAAUGAUCUCAUGAGUCUUUCCGAGGAGACCGGUCUUGCCAAACGAGUUCUUCAGGUGUGGUUUCAGAAUGCGCGUGCAAAGCAUCGACGCAUUGGAGGCGGCUCCGACCGAAACACGACGAUUUCCUCUGUGGAGGAGUGUGAAUAA